UUCCCUAAUUUAUUGCAAAUAUCACCACAUUUGUGCAUAAAAGAAACUCCAUCCCUUAAUAAACACUCGUUACCAUCAAAAUGCUGCGUUGUUUUCUUCUCUUUUCAUUCCUAGGGAUCACCCAUGCCCAAAGCUUCCACACUUUCAUGUCUUGCUCCCAAACCCCAUAUCCAGACCUCUGCUUCCAUUUCAUCAACCCGAAUCACAACAUACCCACCACCGACGUCCAUCAAUCUUAUCACAUCACUCGCUUUCGAAACUCGGCCAUUCGAGCCACUUUGAACCAAGCCAUGGUGGCCCAUCACCACCUUCUCUCUGCCAUGGAUUUAGCUUCCUUUGACGAUGACUACAGAGUGAAAUCAGCUUUAAUCGACUGUCUGGAACUCUACGAAGAUUCAAUCACCGAGCUCAAUCGCUCGAUGAUGAACUCUAUGGGGGCCCAUUCAAUUGACCACUUGACAUUGCUAAGUGCUUCAUUAGCGAAUCAUCAAACAUGCCGAGAUGGGUUUCGAGAUUUUGGAUUUUCUUCUCAUUAUUUGAAUAUCAUUUUUCCGCAUCAAAUUUUGAGUAAUUUCUCGAAAUUGAUCAGCAAUUCUCUUGCCAUCACCAAGAUCGCUGCCGUGACAGCUACUACUUCUUCCACCCCUUAUAGCCAGCGGAUACUAGCUGGUUCGUUUCCCAAGUGGGUUUCUGGUGAUGAUAGGAUGCUCCUCCGGGACACGACCGUGAAGCGCGCGGAUAUGGUGGUGGCCCAAGAUGGGAGCGGCAAUUUCAGAACGAUAUCGGAGGCGGUGGCCGCAGCGGCGGAGGUUAGGAAGGCAAGUGAAAGAAGGUUUGUUAUAUAUGUAAAAGGUGGGAUUUACAGAGAGAAUGUUGUGAUUAAGAAAACGUUGAAGAAUGUUAUGAUGAUUGGAGAUGGGAUGGGUGCGACGAUCGUUACAGCCAUGAAAAACGUCAAAGAUGGAUCAACCACUUUCAGAUCAGCCACUUUUGCGGUGGUCGGCGAAGGGUUCAUCGCCAAAGACAUGACGUUCGAGAACAGAGCAGGACCAGAGAAGCACCAAGCUGUUGCCCUCCGAACUAACGCCGAUCGCUCAAUUUUCUAUCGAUGCAGCUUCAAAGGCUACCAAGACACUCUAUACGCCCACUCCAACCGCCAUUUCUUCCGUGAAUGCCACAUCUACGGAACCAUCGACUUCAUUUUCGGCGAUGGCGCCUCUGUAUUUCAAAAUUGCAACAUCUUCGUCAGAAAGCCGAUGGAAAACCAGAAAAACACGGUGACGGCGCAGGCGAGGUCCGACCCGAAUGAAAACACGGGGUUUGUGAUACAUAAUUCCGUUGUCAGAGCGGCACCGGACCUGAAGGCGGUGGAGGGUGUGUACAAAACCUAUUUGGGUAGGCCGUGGAAGGCGUAUUCGAGGACGGUGGUAAUGAGGAACGUUUUGGAUGGGCUAAUUGAACCGGCGGGGUGGCUUCCUUGGGGCGGAGAUUUCGGUCUGAAGACGGUUUAUUAUGGGGAGUUUAAGAACAGCGGUGGCGGGGCAAGUACAAUGAGGAGGGUGCAGUGGCCGGGGUACCAUGUCAUGAAGACUGAGGCGGAGGCCGAGAGAUUUACAGUGGAAAGUUUCCUGGAAGGAGGAGGUUGGAUUCCGGGCACCGGAGUGCCAUUUGGAAAUGGGGUAUGAUUAUGAAAUAGAAAAAAGUUGAU
Molecule: messenger RNA, 1708 nt
Organism: Cucurbita maxima (winter squash)
Lineage: Eukaryota; Viridiplantae; Streptophyta; Magnoliopsida; Cucurbitales; Cucurbitaceae
Product: pectinesterase
Exons: 2
Coding region: 81-1685 (534 amino acids)
Biological process (GO): cell wall modification
Molecular function (GO): pectinesterase inhibitor activity; pectinesterase activity
Source: RefSeq, a predicted model, not a curated record